Truncatella angustata is the source of this 1311-nucleotide messenger RNA. RefSeq lists its product as uncharacterized. The record is from RefSeq and is a predicted model, not a curated record. Bases 1 to 1311 code for a protein of 436 amino acids. The transcript has 2 exons. Lineage: Eukaryota; Fungi; Ascomycota; Sordariomycetes; Amphisphaeriales; Sporocadaceae.
AUGGCCAGAUCCCCAGUCACGGUUGCGCUAUCCGUCGCGCUGCUGGCUACAUCUUUAGGAUACCUAUAUAAUACCUACUCUCCGGUUGUACGACGUCUCAUCACAGUGAUCGGGGUUUACAGGUACCCAUCUGCUUUCAAGGCAACGAGCGCUGGAGAUUUGGUCAUCAUUGACAACACGAUCCACUGCGAGGACAUCCAUUAUUAUGAGCCGACACACGAGCUAUACACUGCCUGCGAGGACUCUCACGCCACUAGGUUCUCAUGGUUUCCCCCACUAGCCGAGUUCAAUGCCUCGGUGCUUGGGCAGGCCCGCGCGAGUUUGUUCACCAUCAACCCCGAUACCAAAAAGGCACAGAAGCUGGAGCUGGAGAACUUCCGGGGACCGCUUGUCACACAUGGGAUCGACGUGAUCGGGGACCCGAAGGCUGGCGAGGAGAAGGCCGUCUACAUUUUCGCGGUCAACCAUCUUCCGGAUCCGGAGUACUUUGACGAAUCGUACCGGCAGAGAGCAAAGCCCGCCAAGGGCCAGCCCAAGGCACGAUCGCAGAUUGAGAUAUUUCGUCACGAGAUAGGCUCGCCCACCGCCCAGCACCUUCGAUCUGUCCGCCACUCACUGAUCAAGACCCCAAACGACAUCUUGGCCCUGGGCCCCACUCAUUUCCUUGUCACCAAUGACCACCACUACCGAGAAGGCUUCAUGCGAGAGAUUGAGGAGAUCUACCCGGGGGCGACGUGGACUGAAACCGUCGACAUCGAGCUGACUGACAUGCUCGCAGUCGACCCCGAAGCUGGGGUCACGGCUGCCAUCGCCUUGGACAGCAUCCACAACAACAACGGCCUUGGCCAUGGCCGGACCGAUGCCGAAUUGCUCGUAGCCAGUGCUAUAGGAGGGACACUGCACUUGGUCGAGCCAGCCGAUACCAAGUCCGGCCACACUUACCGUAUCGUGGAUGAAGUAUUCCUAGAUUCCACGAUCGACAACCCAAGCUACUUCAAUGACCCAUACGCUAGCAGCUCCUACGAUGCAAGCGGGUUCGUCUUGGCUGGAUUGGCAAGGGGUGUCGACCUCGCCCAGACACAUACUGAUCCGGCUGCAAAGGAUCCAGUCCUGGUUUGGUAUGUUAGGAAGGUGGGCGAUAAGUGGGAGAAACGUCUCAUAUUCGAGGACGAUGGCACGACGGUUCGGACUGCAAGCGCCGCUGUUCUGGUCGCGAUCGACCCAGCCAAGGAGGGCGGGAAGAGACGGGCAUGGUUGUUCGUGACAGGAUUCCUUUCCGCGAACGCUGUUGCUAUCAAGAUAGACUUGUGA